AUGUGGGUUGAAAAAAAAGUGGAGUUACCAGAGGAUGAUCAAGAGGUUGGUCCUAUGCCUUUGCAAUUGAAUGAUAUUAAGAUGAACGAGCGUAGUUACGGCGGAGCGCUUAGGGCUGGUGAAGGUACUGCGAUGGCAGCCUAUGUGCAAGAAGGCAAACGUAUUCCUCGUCGUGGAGAAAUUGGCCUGGAAAGCGAACAAAUCCAGAAUUAUGAGAGCGCAGGAUUUGUAAUGAGUGGCAGUCGACAUCAACGCAUGAACGCUGUGCGUGUUCGAAAGGAAAACCAAGUUAUCAGUGCAGAAGAGAAGCGAGCCCUCAUGAUGUUCAAUCAAGAGGAGAAAAUCAAAAAAGACAACAAGAUUAUCAAUGAAAUGCGAGAAAUGGUAGCAUCAAAACUCCGAUCCACUGGAAACUCAAGUUCAUAUUAA
Molecule: messenger RNA, 429 nt
Organism: Lobosporangium transversale
Lineage: Eukaryota; Fungi; Mortierellomycota; Mortierellomycetes; Mortierellales; Mortierellaceae
Product: ras-induced vulval development antagonist-domain-containing protein
Exons: 2
Coding region: 1-429 (142 amino acids)
Biological process (GO): regulation of gene expression
Cellular component (GO): nucleus
Molecular function (GO): chromatin binding
Source: RefSeq, a predicted model, not a curated record